AUGGAUUCAUCAGCCGAGAUCGGGUCGCUGCUUGGUGAUGCACCAUCCUCUCCCGUCACUGAAGCAUCGGCAUCACUAGAGACGGUGGAAGUAGUCUCCGUGGUUUCACCGUCCGACUCAGUGACACCACUUGUUACGCCGUUUGUAACAUUUUUCGAGUCUGAGCUGUUACCGGAGCUAUUGUCGCUGGAUUCCUGUGUUUUUGCAUCCGACGCCGACGAGUCAUUGGCCGCCAACGUGCUUUCGGUGAGCGAAACAUUGCUGCUGUCUGCCGUGCUGGACUCAGAAUUGGUUGGAUUCGCGUCGGUUUCGCCUGUGACAGCCGACUCGCCUCUAAAAUUUUUUGAUGAAUUUUCCGUCGUAGAUGUUUCGCUUGUUGAGCUGCCCUUGGUGCUCUCAUCGGCUGAUGUCGACUCAGCUUCUGUAGAGUUCUUAGUGCUAGCAUUCAAUGAUCCCGUGCCGCCAGCAGCGCCUUUGAAGCGGUAG
Messenger RNA from Babesia ovata, 486 nucleotides. Its product is annotated as vacuolar sorting protein, putative. Lineage: Eukaryota; Apicomplexa; Aconoidasida; Piroplasmida; Babesiidae. The transcript has a single exon. The coding region runs from base 1 to 486 and encodes 161 amino acids. The record is from RefSeq and is a predicted model, not a curated record.